Messenger RNA from Solenopsis invicta (red fire ant), 13685 nucleotides. RefSeq names its product serine-rich adhesin for platelets. Gene Ontology annotation, biological process: exocytosis. Gene Ontology annotation, cellular component: plasma membrane; exocytic vesicle. The transcript has 18 exons. The record is from RefSeq and is a predicted model, not a curated record. Gene Ontology annotation, molecular function: neurexin family protein binding. Bases 505 to 10530 code for a protein of 3341 amino acids. NCBI's taxonomy places the organism in Eukaryota, Metazoa, Arthropoda, Insecta, Hymenoptera, Formicidae.
GCGGCACGACACUCGUCUGGAGGCUCAGUGAGGUGGUGUUCACCGCCGUGUGUGCAACUCCUCGUGGUUUCGCCUCCGCCUCCGCCUCUUCUUCUUCCUCCUCCUGCUGCACCAGGGGGACCACGUAGACGCACGAGGACGUGUAUCGAGGGUUCCGUAGCUGCAGAAACGGGCCCCCGGAUCGCUCUUUCGUUCUCCCAUAUCGGUAGCCUUGACGGGCGCCAGCCAGCCUGGACACCCAGCGUUUAACCCGGCCUGGCCUGGCCUGGCGAACACACGUGCGUUAACCGCAGAGUGUAUCGAGAGGAGAAUUCGGGUUCGCGAGUCCGUCAAAAAGAGAAUUUCUCCCGAUCGCGGAGCAGCGGCAUCGAAGACAAAUUCCUUCGGGGAUGCUCGAAGAGGUGGAGCGGCAGGAUGUGUGAUCGGUGAUCAUCGGUGUGUGUAUGUGUGUGGAUGUGUGUGUAUGUGUGUAUGUAUGUGUGGGGGGCAACUUGAGUGCCAACGAUGUCGACGACGGACGUGGUUCGCAUCGUUCAGCAAGGAGCCGCUGCCGACGAGGAUCAGGGGAGGUUGAAGGCUGAUCUACAGUACCUGAGAAGAAGGGGGCUGUUCAAAGCGUCCGGCGGCGGCGGCGGCAGCGGCGGCGGCGGCGGCGAACUAUCGCAUCAAGGACGCAAAUGCGCGCGAUGCGGCGCGCCGUUCGGUAGAUUUUACAACACCGGCGCGACUUGCACGCGUUGCAGAUACCGCGUGUGCCGGCAGUGUCGCAUCGAGAUCAGAAACCACGCAGGAGGCGACAAAGAAGUCGAGUGGUGCUGCAACGUUUGCUACAAGAUCGCAGAAUUACACGUCGUUACUAGCAAGUGGAUGUACGAAAGUCCGAUUUCCAGCGGAUCCGUCAACGAGAAAACAGCACAGAUCCCGGUGGACAUACUGAAUCGCAACAUCCGACGAGCAUGGACGAUUAAUGGUCCUCCAACACGUUGGCUAGCUGCGAGAAAGUCCCCGGAAUUACGAAUAUAUCGUAGCCUGCCGUCUCGCCAUCAGGAUUACCGAGAUCCGUUGGAGGAUUCAAACUUCGACGACGGAGCGUUAUCGAAGCUUGAGAAUUCACAAGAGAGCGGUUUGGAUGGGAAGGACUGCGCCGAGGACAAUUGCAGAGAUGUAACCGAAGCGAUCGAGAGAAGCACACCGAUUAACGAACGAACGAAACGAGAAAAACCAAAUGUCAAAUCGGAGGAGGAAGUGCCAUCACCGGAUAAUAUAAGAUUUAAUAAGAGGAGCGAGCGCUCGGGUAAAGAGCAGGAGGAUUCCGUGCAGGAGCAGAGCACGCCGAGGGUAUCGUUUAUAAAACCGCCGAGGAUCCUCGCGAAGUUUAUAUCACCCGAGACGAAGCCGAGUCCGACGAAGCAUGGCGAGAGGAAAUCGAAUAUUCCCAUUUUUAGAAGGAGCUCCAAGGAGUUCGAGGACAUCCGGAGCCCACAGGAAUCGCCGAAGCGAUCGCUUAUUCCUCAGAGAUACAGAGGAAGCACCGAUGAUUUGCGUCGCAGUCGCGAGGACAUAAGCGUGCCAAGUUUGAUCCCGAAACUACUGUCCUCCCGCAGCAAGGAGGAACGAUUGAAGCGGCAAGACAGCAAGGACGACAUCCGUCAUUUACCGAAAUCCGCGCGAAAGGAUUUUAAAGAAGAGAGCAAGUCGCUUGUCACCUCACCAACGUCCGUCAGCAAGGACGAAGUCUGCAAAUCGGGGAUAAGAAUCUUUCGCCGUGACAAUAGUCGCGAGGACGUGGGCAGGGACAGCGCGAAUUCGAUCAAGGAAUCCACGAAAGGAAAGCAACAAGAGAAGCAAGAAAGAACGGAGACUGUGAGCAAUGCGGGAGCGAGAUUGAAAGCCACCGGCGAACAGAGUAGAACGAGGUGCGAGGACGGCAAGGACGACGCCAACGACGUCGAAGGAUCGUCAUCGAGGAGAGAGGAGGCAAUCGCCUCGAUCGAACCGGACUCGACAGUUCUAGACGCACGACCGGACGAAAAGACCGAUGCGGAACACCAGGGCACGAGGAUGAUCGACGUGAUCAUCGUGGAAAACAGGACGCAGGACGAGCGGAUGCGGAAGCAGGACACGAUGGUCUUGGGCAACGAGGCGAUAGACGAGAAGCAUUUGCUGGCGACCCGAGAAUCAAUCGAAUCCGUCAGGGAGAACGACGAGGAGGAGACGCGGGAUACCGCCGAACAGUUGUUGGAUGUUGGCAGCGAUGGUGACGUCACCGGGAUCGCCAGUGAAAGAAAGGGCUCGCUGGAGAUCGGUUAUGGAAAGAGGCUGGACGAGUUCCAAGUGGUGCGGCGAAAGUUCUCCAAAGAAGAAUUUUCAAAUCCGGACGACACCGACGACACUCCGAAUAAGCGUUGUUCAAGCCACCUAUCGCCAGAAGCCAGUCCGUUGAGCACAAGAUCGUCGAGAUACAGUCCUCGGGAGAGUGAAAGCGAGCCCACUCCUGCAUUGCCACGUAAAACAGGAGGAGACUCCUGUUCCGCCUCCCAGAGGAUUCGCGAUACUAUUACGAGAACCAGGAGAGAAUCUAAUAGCAGCACUAGAUAUGAGAGUAGUGGAAGCGAGAGUAUCAGAUUAAGCGAGACCGGUUUGCACGGAUACGCGGAAUUGGCCAGGAAGGUGAAGUUCUUCGGCGGAAACGGCAGCGGCGUGAUCUCGUCGACAAUCGGUGGCGACGAAGUUGUGCAACGCGACAGUGCAACUAGUGCAGGCGAGGAUGAAAUCAAUGAAGAUGGCCACGACAGGGCAGGUCCAGUUCCCUCGCAAGGAAGGACGAUGCUGCGACGAAGGAGGCAGUUCGACGCCCAAGGUUCGCGACGACGCGGGAGAUCGCACGCGAGAUCUUGCUGCGGCGGCGAGGAUCUACAGAGCCUGCAGACGUUGAACCUGAUCGGACGCGGGGGUGGAAGCAGUCGGCAGCGCAGUCCUAAUCCUGCGACAGGCGGUCCAGGUCAGGAUCAGCCAGCGUCCGUGGUGGAUUACAGGCGGCUGGUUUUCAUCAGCUCGGACUCGUCGUCGGGCCGCGAAGAGGACGACGCCGAUAGCAGUUGCUCGAGCUCGUCCUACCUGAACGGACUGCCCCGCAACGGCGGUCACCACCAUCACGCGCAGUCGCUCGAGGACUGCGACUGGGACUACUUCGAAAGCGGCUCCCUGCCGUUGCCAACGACGCCGAUCAUCACUGUCGGCGCCGGUGUCAACAUCGCUGGCACUGCCGACACCAUCGGUCAGGACGUUUGGAGUUGUUGCCCGGGACGCGGUUCCGCUGCCUGCCAGGCCUGCGGCGGCUCCCGAAGCGCAAACGUGCUUCCGGUGCCGGUACCCAUACCGGUGCCCGUCCCGUAUCCGGUGCCGAUACCGGCCGCCCUGUGGACCGGCGAUUUUGCGGCGGCUGCAUCAUCCAUGAUAAGUCGCGGCGACGGUCACGCCGAGCCAGGAACUCUGAGAUUGCGAAGCGAUCCGGCGGCACCUUGGUUCGCCUGGCACCCUCGAUUCAAUCAGCCCCUUCAUGGCGCACGUCUGGACCCCCGGCUGGCCGGCGCUUUCGAUCCUACUACCUGCACCUUCCAUCCGCCCGAGGGUCAAGUGUUGACCCCGAGACUGUAUGAUUCGAUAACUGAGACAAUAACGGCCUCAUCGACAAAUCUCGAGUCUCCUCAAGUAGGUCAAGAUGUGAGAGACGAGGCGAAUGUCGUGCCGAAGACUGAAGAGCUCAGAAAGGAGGAGAACUUGUCAACGAAGGAUAUCAACGAGUCUGCUUCGUUCACCGCAAAGAAUAAAAAGAAAUCAAAAGAAACGAAGAAUACUGAAGUGGAAUGCGAGAAAGGUGAAAAAGAGUCAGAGGAAAACGAAGAAGCCACUUGCGAAGAUUCGUUAUCGUCAUCCUUUGAGAGGAGCGCGCAAGGAAUGUAUCAGCACUCGCGAGAGGACUCGGGCAGCUCGUCCGGGAGAUCGUCGGCGGACAGCAGCGAUCUAGAAGAGGAUUCCGGCUCACAUAGAUUCUCCAAGGUAUUCGUGGUGAACGACGAUUCGCUCACCAGCGACAACGACAUCGAGGACAAUGAAGAGGAUGAUUCGGAUUCCGCAGCGGAAGGUGGCGUGACCUUGAAACGUGUCACUGCGAUUCCGGAAGAAGAACCGGUGGUGUUGCAACACGUGAGGCUAUUGAACGAAGAUGUUCUCAUGGAGAAUGAACGGGAGGCGAACAAGAACGACCUAGAGGAAGCUAAAAAGCGUGCCAAGGCUUACAUCAUCGACAGCGAUCAAUCUAAAAGCGAUGAUAAAUUAUUGGAUAAACCUGCCAAUUUGACUGACAAACGAAAAAAUCGCAAUAAGAAGACCGGAACUGAUAACGAUGAUAAACGACUUCCUCUUCUAUUACAACGUCGAUCAAUCCCUGAAGAACUGUAUCUCGCAGACGAUAAUGACUGUUCUGACAAUCGAAUCGAAUUGAAAUCUAUUAGAAUGCUCGAUCCCGAUAGUAUCGAUCCACCUGCGGCUGUCUUGAAAAUGGACGAAGAGUCUAUGUCAAAAAUACAGAUCUGUUCCGAAAUUGUUACUACGUCGAAGGAGAUUUUGCAGGAUGGUCUGAUCGAAGAUAUAAAAUCACCUUCGAGCGAUACUUGGGACUCGAACAUCGUACCGGAUUCUCUCGAAAUUUCUGGAGUUUCCUCCGAGAUUUCAGAAGAGAUUGACGCCGAGCAUCGGGACAGACUUGAAGUUUCCGAUAGCGAGCAAAUUGCGCGAUCGAGCAUAACGAACGAUUGCGGGAAGCAAGGAGAUAAGCAGCGUUUAUCGGAGGCAGAUCGUUCGAACGUCGACGUCAUUGUCGACGUAUCUACCGACAGUUGUACCAGCAACGAGAGCAACACCACGGGCAGUGAAGUGAGCAGUGACGAGCUUCACGAAUACGAAGUGACUCCGAUCGAGUCAUCUUUCGAUUACAGCAACGGAGUCGCCGCGAUUAACGACGAAUUACUGUACCAAAUAAGCAAGAGGAAAACGGAGGAUAUUUCGAGAGGCAUCAAGGAGAACGGUUAUCAUCUUCGCGGUAAUCGUGAUGACAAAACAAGUCCGACGAUGACGAAGAGCGGCGCUAAGCGGAGCGUGCAGUUUGAGAGACCGAUCAGCGGGCGGUCUUCGAUCGAGUCGUUGAUCGGCGCGAAGGACGACAACGACGGCGACGAAGACGAAGACGACGACGAGGGUUAUCGCUCCGUUACGUGUCGUCGCGGCGGUCAAGAUGGCGGGCCAGGAGACAACGACCUGAUGGUGGCAGUGGCGGGUGAGGAGCGGGUACAAGCCGACGUGGGCGAUGCGAUAUCAACUAGCAGGAUCCAGGAGAUGAUGAGGAGCGCGGAGGAGCAAGACGGCGACGGCAGCAAGGUGGACAUUGCGCAUGACGGCCCGGUGAGAGGCGAGAUCGCCGCUCAGGUGGGAGGAAAUGGUGAUGGUAACGGUGUCGGUGGUAGUGGUGAAUGCUCCGAGGAGGGGGACGCGACACGGUUUCGCUCAGUCGAGCGACGCCCGUGCACUCGGCAGGAGAAUGGAUUCCCAGCUGACGGCCAAGCGUCGGCCAAGGACCUUGCUAAAGAUUCAGCCCAGCACAACAGCGGUAACAAUACCAGCGGGAGCAACAAUAAGUAUAGAAGUCUCGUGAUGAUUACUCAGGAAGCGUCGUACCAGCCAGUAAGCGUUGUUACGUCGGAUACCACGACGCUGUUGCAACCGAAUGAGAUCCACUCGUCUGGUGGCCAGGGAGGCUUGGCCGGUUACUUCCAGCUGGCAUUGGAGGCAGCGAGCGAACCGCAGCUUCAUCGUAAAAACGCUCCGCGCAAGCCGUUGAUGGUGAAAAGACUGCCAUCCGCGGUCGCGGUCUCCGCCGUCACGACGGGUCAUCAAUCAGCCGAGCCUGAAGUGGAUAGUGGAUUGAGUGUCGGUAGCGCUAGUGAAAGCGACGACGUGUCCGUGAAGAACGUGCCGAAGCCGCUCAAUUGUCGGCAGGAGAAUGCGGAUGACGUGUCAAAGGAUCGUUCCGUGUCGGAUUAUCAUGAAGGUGCGCAACAACGUGUUUCGUCGCAGUCUAGCGAUGAUAAUUCAGGUACUGGUGGCGUUAUUAUACUCGAGGAAGGACUGGCCGAUGACGAUUCCUGGGUGGAAGAAGUAUCUCACGAUGAAGAUGAACCGGGCGCGACCACUGCCACCGAAGAGAGCUCCGAAGAUGAAGCUAAUAACUUCGGCGAUCGUGAAGAGGAACUCAGGGGCUACCGCAGGCAGGCAAUCGACUUCACCUUGCACACCAUCGUCGAGGAAUCCUGCGAGGAAAGUGAAACGGAGCCCAGUCUGGCUGCGGGAAGCCCAUCGAAAAAACCGAGACCACCUUCCGCAUCAGAAUUAGAGAAAUAUUUCUUCUUUGGAUUGGGAGGUGAUGGAAACAGUUCCAGUAUAGGCUCGCGCGAGGUCGACAGCCUGUCGGAAACCUCGUCGAUUUAUUCCGAGGGAUUGGAGUCGCUCGGCCAAGACGAAGCUAACGGCAGUGGUCAAAACCAGGACAGGUCGAGUAACAGCGACGGCUUCUUAAAUUCAUCUAGACUGGAAAAAUACUAUUUGUCAGAAUUUCUCGGUUUCGAUCAGGAUAGAAGAGAUUCCGAUGGUUCAGUGGGAAGUGAUUCUGAAGGCAGACCCAGUCCAGAAGCACAAAGAAGAAAGAAACUGGUACGUGCGAGGGGCACAGGCAGAUCUCAUAGUUCUUCUCUGGAUAAUCUGUUGGCUCUUACACAGAGCUCUCAAAACCUGAGCUCGCAGAAUUCUCUUCAAGAUUUGAGCCUUAAUCAGGACGCGCAGGAAACACAGUCUGAAGGUUCCUCGACAGAAACUGAUGGUACUGAAGACGGCCAGACUGCUGUAUUUGGCACGGACGGUCAAUUUGACACGGUAAAACGUAAGAAGAAAAAGCCGCGAAAUCUAGGAACUCAAAGUCCACGUGUGCCAGACGAUCGAAACAAGACGCCGGAACCCAAUAGAGAAAUUACGCGGAUGAACGAAAUAGUGAUAGAAAACGAGAACGAGGCAAUUAAUUCCGAGGACUCGGACAGAGCAAAAACUCCGCAGCCGGAAUCCGUUCUGUCUUCAUCCUCUUCGCCGUCCACUCUCACAAAUAAUAAUAAUUCACUGAACGCUGCUUCGUCCUCGCAGAUGGAAUCCUCAAGAAACUCGGUUUCGGUAAAUUCAAACGACGGUCAACGAUCGAAGCAGCAAUCGCGAGAUUCAGGCUUCGUCGGCAGCUGCGACGAUCUUCUUCAGCAUCAAAAAUUGCCAGACGAAAAUCAAACAAACGGCACCGAAGUCGAUCAGGAAACCGGUAAAGAUCGCUCACACAAUGAAACUUCGGAGCGUUCUCAUGACGCGAAUCAAAGCGCUAUUAAGGAAGGAGCGUCUGGUAAAAACAACCUGACAAAGCACGUGAAUCAUGCAAGUUUGCCGCACCUGGCGAAUGCCUCAUUAUCACGCAAAGACAGUUUCAAUAAUUGGUCGAGUGAUGAAGAGACGAAUCUCAUGAUGUCGAAAAUGCGCCAGUUCUUCAAGACAAUGGUGGCCAACACAAACGGUCAAGGAUCAGGUCAGGGUCAAAAUGUGGCCAGCGCAAAUUCGAGCGGUGUUUCGCCGGCACCGAGUCCACGUUUGCCGGGUUAUGCCUCAAAGGCACGACUCUGCGUCCAAAACCGCACUAAACCGCCUCAAUUAGUGUACUUUGAAAACGAGCUGACGCGGUUGAUGAAGACGGUACCGGGGAUACGCGACGAGCAAGUGCGCGAGAUCGUUGAAUAUCUCAGUUCGGAAGACACGUGGUCGGAUUCUUACGACAGCUCAGACUACACUAGUUCCGACCUUGAGGGCGCUGCUGGAGGUCGCAGAUCAGCCUUGCAAGAACAGAUCUCGCAGAGCUGUCAGCAGAUUAUCAGCAAAUUCGAUACCACUUCCACUGGAGACGCGACUCUAUUGGACAAGGAGAGAGAACAACUAAAAGGACCAAAACCAGGGAUGCAACCUGCACCUUGUUUGGGUAGAGAUACCGCUUUCGUUUAUCAGAAAUUGGUGCAGAGCUUCACAAAAAUGGCCGGUGACGGCGUAAGUUCGGACGCCAACUCUACACCGCAUAGUAGUCCGCCAUUGAUUGCAAAGGUGAUGCAUCACAUUGGUAGCCGGCUAGUAGCGCUGAUGCACGAGGUCUCUGAAGGCGGGCCGACACAUCAUCACUCCACUACUUGGCGACGGUACUCUCAGCAUCAUCGGACCCCAUCUUCGGCGUCCACCACUGAAGACGAUGACUCUACAUCCGACUCCACCAACACGCCUUCGUCAGCACACUUGCAGCUACCGAGAUCGAAGUCUCACGAUCCUUUGUUGCUGAUCAACAGCCAUCCGGCAGCCAUCGCCGGUCAGGAAGGAGAAGAACGAGAGGCCAGUGACUACGAGAGAUUCUCUUGGCGCGGCAGCUUUGAGUCUACGCUGAUGGCUGCCGAUUCAAGGACGAAACUGAGUCUGUUGGCAUGUUCCGGUGACGUCAGUGGUGGUGGUGGUAGUGUUAGUGCGAGUGCAAGUGCUCUAGCCGCAAAACGGCGCAGCGCCGGCGAUUUGUUGUUCAAUCCGAAGAGCUUUUCGAGGGAGCAGCUGGACAGGGUAAGAAGUUGCGGUUCGAUCGGUGGCGGAAGCGGAGCCGGGACCGGCGGUGCCGGCGGUGGUUCCGUCGAGGAAAGGAUCUGGAGCAACAAAAGGAGAUCUUCCGUUCCCGACGCCAACACCAGGGGAGAAUCAGGUGCAUCAGCCGGCGACGAGGAUACCGAAGACGAAUUGGAAUACGGUGGAGAAUCGCGAGCGACGACUCUACCACGUGGCAUGCAAUCCGCCAUCAGUGCAGCUACCAAUUCCCUGCCUCGACUUCCUGCACCGAGCGCACCGACCGGUCUGACGACGACGACGACGACGUCGUCGUCAUCGUCGGCAACAGCAGCGGCGGCGGCGGCGGCAGCGACGUCGACCUCGUCACCGAUGCACAAGGCACACAGCGUCUACCACUUCCUGCCGCAACACAGCGGCGUCAAGUCCGCUCGGUACCGACCGCCCGGCUUCGCCAGGAACAGCAACAUCGGGCCCGGCGCGAUCGGUAGUGGACCCAAACGCGCCGUCAGCGCACCGGGCCUGCAAGUUUCCGGCUCGCAAUCGGCCACCAGCAAACGGGACAACCCCAGGUCGAGGAGGCAACAAGCGAUGUCGCUCACGUCGGACGAUGGAAGCAGUCUGUCGGAGGCAUGCAGCACGCCGAUUAUCGGAGCAGGUUCACGAGCAGGCUCUAGUCAUACGGUUCUAGACAUGGACGACAUCGAUCCGGGCCAUCUCGCCACUCGCUCAUCUCUGUCGAGUCUCGGAGCACGCUCGGACUCGAUGGCGUCGGUAUACAGCGGUGCGGGCGAGGGACGUUGCUGUCGUUCUGUAGUAGUCACAGGUGAGGUAGAAUUCGCCUUGCAGUACGACUACAAAAAUCUGACGUUCGAGGUCCACGUGACCAGAUGCAAGAACCUCGCGCCCGUGGAUGUGAAGCGCAAACGAUCGGAUCCAUACGUCAAGGUAUAUCUACUGCCAGAUAAGUCGAAAAGCGGCAAAAGAAAGACGAAGGUGAAAAAGCAUACGUUAAAUCCAGAAUUCAACGAAACGCUGAAGUUCCACAUGAGCCUGAGUGGCCUGGAGACGAGAACGCUAUGGUUGACGGUUUGGCACUCGGACAUGUUCGGCCGCAACGAUUUCCUCGGCGAGGUGCGAAUGCCGCUGGAGAACAAGAUAUUUGACGAUCCGACGCCACACUGGUAUCCCCUUCAAGAGAGGACGGAGCCGUUCGACGAUCCGGUCGCAUACAAAGGCGAGGUGAUCGUCGGCCUGAAGUUCGUUCCGCCAGAUCCGGCGCAGCAAGAACGCGAUCGAGAAAACAGCGUGGAACGUGGCAGUUCUAAAGCGAAAAAGAACUGGAGCCGCGGCGCACUUCACGUGCUCGUCAAGGAGGCCAGAAAUCUGCAGACGCGCGGCAAAAACUCGGGCACCUGCGAUCCCUUCUGUAAAAGUUAUUUGCUUCCCGAUAAAGGACGAUCCGGCAAACAGAAGACUGGUGUCGUUCGUAGAUCUGGCGGCUCGCCAGUUUGGGGUCACACGUUCAUCUACAAGGACGUUAGUUUACAAGAAUUAGCGGAACGUGGAUUAGAAUUAACGGUCUGGGACCACGAUCGAAUCGCUAGCAACGAAUUCCUUGGCGGCGUUCGGUUUAAUCUCGGCACCGGAAAGCACUACGGAAAACCGGUGGAUUGGAUGGACGCAACCGGUCGCGAAUUGUCUCUCUGGCAAAACAUGCUGGAGAGGCCGAAUUUCUGGGUCGAGGGCGCAGUGACGUUAAGGCCGAACUUGCACAAUCAUGGGAAGAACAACGGCGCUUAAAAAAGUAGCAUCGCAAUAAAGUCGCGCACCCUUCCCAGGUUUCGUUUCCGAGAGGGAAACGGUUCGGAAAUGCCGAUUUAGUUCAAAUCGAUUGUACAUAGCUCUAAAAGCGUCGCGCAUUUACGACGGACGUAAUCUUAAACAGUUCCGAACAAGGAAUCAGUGCCUUCGGAAGCGACGUAAACUCGUCUGAUUUUCCUGAAUGGGCAUAAGCGAAAAUUUCAGCCGCGAAAAUCGUCUACGAGACUUUUAGCCUGGAGUCGAUACGUACGUCACUGUCGAUUCAGAGCUUUACAUCCUGUAUAACAAUUGUACGUAUUAAAUUUGGGGUUUUCUGUCCAUUUUUAUUUCUAUGUUGCCCAUUAUUAAUUUCUGCACAAAUCGUCAAAAUUUCAUCAUGAUAGUUUUCAACAUAAAAUUUUAAACACGUUGCACAAGAUGCAUGCUUCCAUGAUGUUUUUAAACAAAUUCUUAUUUCUUAUUUAUAAUUAGCUGCUUCGCUUUGGUUACGCUAAAAAAAAUAUAAUGAUUAGUACUUUGGUUAAAAUUAGAAUUUAGUUAUUUUCAUCAUGUUUUUAUUUGCCUAGUGAAGGUUACAUUGAAUUGAAAGCUAUAUUCUAUAUUUAACAAAAAUAAAAAAAUUUAUGUUCUUAUUGAGAAAAUUAUGAUUACUCAAAAAUUGUUUUACACGUAAAUUAAUUCUGUUUAUUAGAACAUGAAUUAUGAAGAUAUUGUUUAUUAUUGUUUAUUGUUAGACCUUUUUUAUUUUUCAACAUUUUUUAAGCGAAGCUGGGAUUCGUAACUACGUAGUAUUAAUUAUAAUUCUUUGACGUGCCAAAUAUUAAAAGUUGUGGCGAAUUUAUGUAAUUAUGUAAACAAAUUUCCUUGAUAUUUUUCAAGAUGAAAAUUAUAUUACAAUUUAAUUUUUAUGUUAUUGCAUUUUUUUUGUUAUAACCUCACUAAUUAUGUAACAGCAAAGCGAGGCAUAUUUUAUUUCUUAUUGAAAGCUGCAUCUUUGUGUAAUUUCGUGUAUAAUUUAUAUCGUACUUCUUCUUAGUCGCUUUUAAUUGCGAUAAAAAAAAGUCUCAGAUGGGUAAAGAUGUGCAAGUCAUUAAAAUUCGUGCAAUAUUACGAAGCAUCGAGGAAAAAUAUCGUUAGGUUUAUGAAACGCCCAAAAAGGGAUGAAAAGCAAAAGUGCGUCCGUCCAAAACAACUGGAUGAUUGUUAGUAUCCACGCGUACGUGUGUGCGCUUUUCGCAGACAGCGAAGAAGAAACGGCAAAUGAGCUCUCGCCGAGUUUCCAAACGUUGAAUCACGAAGUAUUUCGUAAUUUCGCGAAAUUCUACCUCACCAAAAGUAAGUCCGAAAAUUCAUCCGAACACAAAACCGAUAGUUAAAACAAUUUUUUAGACUUUACAAAGGCGUAACUGUAAGUCAAUAAUCACUAAAGAGAUUGUAGUAGGAUUACAUGUUGUACGAGAAGCGAAUGAACGAUGGGGCCGAGUUAUAUUUUUACAUUUUGAGAAUGUCAAUUUUAAAAUUUGAUUAAUAUCGUGUAGAGAAUAGCGUCUAACCCAAGUAGAUCUUCACCGAAAAAAAAAAACAAUGAGAAAUUAUAACGGUGAUAAUUUAUACGCGAUAGAGAACUCAGGUCUUUUAUAAAAAAAAAAUACGCCACUUUCGUUUAUUCGCUCCUUCUUGUCCAUUAUUUACCAAGCGGAUCGGAUGAAACGUGAUCAAAAGCUCAGCGUUUGGAACGUCUAAAUAACAGUUGUGGACACUUUCCUUUCUUGGAGAGAAAGAUGCUUCCAGUGUGUACAAUUAGGAAACGAGCAAGUUUCUCGUGUGAACGAACGAGCGAGCGAGCGAGCGAGCGAGUGAAGGAACGGUGUAUUUAAGGGAUUUAAAUAUGACCGCUUCCUCGAGCAACUUAAACGAAAACGCAUUCUUGUAGAUGUUAUAUUUAUAUGUAUACAUAUAUACUAUGCAAGCGUCGAAUCCGUCGCCGCUGAAAUUCCCGGAGGAGAAACUCGCCAUUCAUAAUUAUAUUUCUAAAAAUUACAGAAGCUAUUCCUCCGGGAAUUCCAGGACGACUGUGAAAGGCUCGUAUUCGCGAUGUGCGUUUCAGCGGCGACCCGUUUUUUUGUGUCGCUCAUUUAGCGUCGAAUGCAACUGUUCUGAUCCAAUGUUCGAUACAGUCAGUCAUGCAUUUAGCGCUGGAUGCAUCGUUAGAUCGUGUUAUAAAUAUCGACGACUCUCGAGGGUUCAAGGAUAAAUCGAAGGUCCGAACUGAUGAACUCGUACUUAAUUGAUUUAUUAUACCUUCGAUUAUUUGUGAGUAUAACAUCGUAAGUCGUUAUUAUCUCUAAGACUCUCUGUCUCUCUUCCUAAAAACAGGGUUAACGAAAGGGAACUGUGAAACUGCCUUUAACGUUACGUAGAGAUUCGUGUGAUGUGUAAGCUCCUUGACUAAAGAUAGAUGAAUUAAACAUUUUCAGUUAGAAAAAAAAAUACGCUUCUUUCAAUCGAUCUUCGUUAGAAAGUUAUUUUAUUUAUUUGAAAAUAAUUCUCGAAUUUUCCUAAUAUAUAAAAAAGAGAAUAAAGUUUAAAAUAAGAAUUUUGGAGGGUUUGGAUCAAAUUUUUUGAAAGCAAAUUGAUUUAUUUAAUUUAUAUCUUAAGAAAUUUAAAUAAAAACUGAAAUAAAAAAACAAUAAAAUUAAAAAAAAUCUAUGAAGCGUCAAACUCCCAGAGGAGGAGUGUAUUUAUUGAAUUUGUAAGUUCAAUAGAAUGAAAUUUCUAUGUGAAUAGAAAUUCUUUUUAAUUCAACUAUCUUUUGUAGGAUCAAAAUGUGUGUCUUAAAUUAACUAACACAAAUUCUGAGAUAUAGUUAUAUAAGAUUUCGACAUUCCUGAGUAGUGUCGUUGCGAUAAUUACAUGUCAUACGCAUUUACGGACCAAUAGAGACUCGAGGACUUUAUUAUGAUAACCCAUUGCGUUUUCUAUCCCGAUAGAGCCUCUAAGUUACUCUACGUAUGUUAGUCCAGUUAGCACUUAAUGUUAUAGAAUGUAAAAGUUAAAACUUAGAAAAUCAGACAUUUAUUUAUAUGUCGCUCGUCGGUGUACAUGAUAAUAAAAGUUUUAUACGUUUACUCGUA